UAAUUAAUCUCUACGCUUCUCUCUCUGCAAUUACUCCUUGAGAGUCUCUCUCUCUAAAGUAUUGAGUAUUGCUGACUUGAGCGUUGGAGUGUUUUCCCCGAGGAAACAAUCUCGGGAUUUUCAGGUGUAGAAGCAGCUGAGGACUUCAACAGUGUUGGACUGCGAAGCUGCCGAAACAUUGGCGCCGUCUGUGGGAACUCGAACAAGAAAUCGUGUGACUUAACCCGCUGAGAGACAAAAUGGUUCGUACCUUUACAGGAGAUCGCCCUCCAAGAAAUGAAGUGGACGAACAGGAGGACAUACAAGUAUCUGAGCAUGGGUUGAAUGACUUUAGGCCAAUUCCUAGAAAUCUUUUUGUAGGGGGAGCCGAACAGGAUCACCUGAGUGAGACAGAUGAUGAAAGAACACCAACUGGGUAUGCAACCCAGCCUGAACAGAUCCAAGUUCCAACAGGGACAAGACGAAGACCUUCUAGACCGCACAAUUCGCAGCGUGAACGACCUGAAAGGUCAACAGAACCUGCUCGGACAACCGAGCUCGAGGAGAGAACUAGAGUUCUCGAAAUGGCAAUGGGUAAAAUCCUUGCCCGCCUAAUCCCAGAUGACCCCCUGAUUCCUUUGUUGAACAGGGAUGCACAACCAGCUGCGGUUGUGGCAACUAGAAACUCCCCCGCUCUAAGCAAUAUAGUAGUGCCGACCAGGCCUAGGGGAAGUGGGAAAUUGAAUAUCGAGCCCAGCUCGUCCAAAUAUAGUGAAGAAUUGAUGAGAAAGAACGCAGACCUCGAAAGGCAACUGUGGGAUGGAUUCAAAAUUCCCCACCUAGAGACAUAUGAUGGCACGAAAGACCUGGAUGAACAUCUACACACCUAUCAAGCCAUCAUGGGGAUUCAAAACGCCAAUGAUGCCAUGAUGUGCAAAGUAUUCCCGGCGACACUGAAAUCAACAGCUAGAAGAUGGUAUCACAAACUCCCCAGACAUUCAAUAGAUUCAUUUUCCCAGCUCGCCAAGCUGUUCUCGAACAAAUUUGUGAGCCAAAGGGAGAUCAAGCGCACAGCAACCGAGCUGAUGCAAGUUAACCAGAAGGAAGGGGAGUCCUUGAGGGACUACAUGCAGCGGUUCAACAAAGCCACGUUAGACAUUGAUAAUGUCCCAGACACGAUCUCUCUGUCCGCCCUGUUGCAUGGGUUGAAGCGUGGCCGGUUCCUAGACGACCUGCUUGAAAACCCACCGAAGACGUGGAACGAGGUGAAUGACAGGUCGGCCAGCUUUAUACUGUCAGAGGACUUUCAGUCGUCCAAGCGACGAGCUGAUGAUAAGCCGAGCAGAGGCCAAGAACAACAACCGAGAAGAGAAGAAAAGAAGAAGCAGAAGGUCUAUGAGCAAUGGGGGAAACUAGCUGAGUUCCCAAAGUAUGCCAGUUACAUUCCUUUGACCUUACCCAAGUCUCAAAUCCUGGCACAAAUUCAGCACUGGGUUCGGAGACCUCCACCCCCAUUACAUGAUUCCCCGAGGGCAGAUAAGAGCAAGCAUUGUGACUACCACCGUGUAUAUGGUCACAAUACCGAGGAUUGCCAACACUUGAAGGACGAGUUAGAGUUUUUGGCUCGUAACGGGAAGCUAGAAGGGUAUGUUCAGAAGCCUCACACCCAGCAACCCACUCAAACCCAUUUUGUGCAGGCGUAUGACCGACCUCAAGGACAGAGGUUCCAGCAUGGAGGGACGCAGGAUGCAUAUCAGGAUAACCAGUAUCCUUCUGAACAGAGCAGAGCGUACCGAGGACGUCCUUUCAACAGGAGAGGGCAGGGACCGAGGACUACUGCCCCGAAUCAAAAAGACAGAAAAGGGGUAUGUUAUGCUGGGAUACCCCCACCUUCUGGUACAAUAAACAUGAUAUCGGGUGGUGUUCACUCUGGGGGCCAAAGUGCCCGAGCUCGCAAAGCAUAUGCCCGACAGGUGAUGACCGUCAACAAAAACAGACCCUUGAAACGGCCGUUUGAGGAAGCAGAAUGGGAAAAUAUGCCCAUCACAUUUAGCCCGGCGGAUUACAAGCGAGCAGAAGGAGAGUCUGACAUUAUGAUGCCCCAUGCAGAUUCCUUUGUGACAACAGUUCAUAUAGGCAAUCAUAAUGUCAAUAAGGUGUUUAUUGACACUGGCAGUUCGCCAGAUAUCCUGUAUUGGGGUUGCUUCCAGAAGAUGCAGCUAAAUCCGAGCUCGCUGCAGAAGCAUGAAGGGCCAAUUUACGGAUUUGAUAAUCAGCCCGUCCCUGUGGAGGGAGUUAUUACUCUUCCUAUAUAUGUAGGCUCAGAACCGCGCUUCAGGAUGGCUUCGGUCACCUUCCUGGUCGUUAAGAUGGAAUCAGCUUUCAAUGCUAUAUUAGGAAGAGCCACCCUGUGCGAGCUGAAGGUUGUUAUCUCACAGCCCCACCUCUGUAUGAAGUUCCCAACUCCGCAGGGGGUGGGAGUGCUGAAGGGGAACCAGAAGAUGGCCAGGGCAUGUUAUCAGGAUACGUUUAGGAAGGUUGAGCUCGCUGUAGCCCUUGGAGGAUCUGAAAGUAGUAGGCCGACUCAGCCCGGCCAGCAGACAAUGAGCAUAUCGGACAUUGAGCAUAGACCUGAGGGUGUCGAGCAGAAAGUAGAGCCGGUAGAGCCAGUGGAAACUGUUCCUUUAAACCCUGAUGUGCCGGAAAGAACGGUAAAGAUAGGCACCAAACUCACAGAAAAAGAACGAGCAGAGCUUCUGGAGUUCUUGAGGGUCAAUCAAGAUGUGUUCGCGUGGACUACUGAUGAAAUGCCUGGCAUCCUGGCAGAGUUAACAGUCCACAAACUCAGCACAGAUCCUACCAGAAGGUCGGUGGUGCAGAAACGUCGCCUUUUUGGCCCAGAGAAACAAGCUGCCAUAGACGAGGAGAUACAAAAGCUGUUACAGGCAGGCUUCAUUGGAAGAGUGGAGUACUCUGAGUGGGUGUCCAACCCUGUGCUCGUCAAAAAGCCAAAUGGCAAGUGGAGGAUGUGUAUUGACUUCACCAACCUCAAUGAUGCGUGUCCAAAAGACCCUCAUCCUCUGCCAAACGUCGAGAAGUUAGUUGAGCGAGCAGCUGGGCAUGAACGGAUGAGUUUUCUUGACACCAGCUCGGGCUAUCACCAGGUUCAGUUGCUGUUGGACGACCAGGAGAAAACAGCUUUCUACGCAGGGGACGCUAUCUAUUGCUAUGUGAUGAUGCCAUUUGGCUUGAAAAAUGCUGGCGCUAUAUAUCAGAAGCUAGUACAAAUCGUCUUCAAGCUCCAGAUUGGCAGAAACAUAGAAGUGUAUGUGGAUGACAUGAUAGUCACCAGCGUGCGAGCUGAGGACCAUAUAGACGACCUGAGUGAAACCUUUCAGAAUUUGCGCCGAGCUCAAAUGAAGCUGAACCCUCUGAAGUGCACGUUCGCUGUAGAAUCAGGAAAAUUCCUAGGAUACGUGGUAUCCCAGAAAGGAAUAGAAGUAAAUCCAGAGAAGGUUGAGGCCGUUCAGCAAAUGGAGCCGCCAAGGACUGUCAAAGACGUGCAGCGUUUGACGGGCCGUAUUGCUGCGCUGCACAGGUUUGUAGCCAGGUCGGCAGAAAGAUGCCUUCCGUUCUUCAGGGCCCUGCGAGAGCCCAAAAGUUUUCAAUGGUCCGAUACGUGUCAGCAGGCCUUUGACGAGCUCAAACGAUACUUGGCGUCAGCACCCCUGCUGUCCAAGCCUAUGGAAGGGGAGAGUUUGUAUCUGUAUUUAGGGGUUACAGCAGAGGCGAUUAGCUCGGUCCUACUCAGGGAAGAGAAUAAGAACCAGAAGCUUAUCUGUUAUGUAAGCAAAGUCUUACAGGGUGCCGAGCAGAAUUACCCAAUAGCGGAAAAGGCUGCUUUUGCCCUGGUUUACACAGCUCGUAAGUUGAGAGCCUACUUUCAAUCACACCAGAUUAUUGUCUAUACCGAUUUGCCGUUGAGGAGGAUAUUGCAAAAACCGGAGCUCUCUGGUCGGCUCAUCGGAUGGAGUGUCGAACUGAGUGAGUAUGACCUUAAAUUUCAGCCGCGCACGACUAUAAAAGGCCAAGCUGUGGCAGACUUCCUAGUUGAAUGUGCCCCGGCGGCUGUUAAAGAAAAGGUAUCUGAAUACCCAGUUUGGGUUUUGUAUGUAGAUGGAGCUGCUAAUGUCGAAGGAUCAGGUGCUGGAGCUGUGUUACUGGGCCCUGAUGGCUUCAAGUCUGAGCACGCACUAAGGUUUAAGUUUCAGACGACCAAUAAUGCUGCAGAAUAUGAAGCCCUCAUAUAUGGAUUGAAGCUGGCGGCCGAGCUGAAGGUACAAAACAUUCAGGUCUUCAGCGACUCUCAGCUCGUCGUCCGCCAGAUCGACAAAAUACCGUGGGCAGAUAACCACCGAGCUGAUGAGCUGUCAAAUACAAAUCCCUCCACACCGAGCUGGACUACACCACUCAUAAAUUAUCUGCAAAGUGGCGAGUUGCCUGAAGAUCUGUCCGCUGCGAAAUCGAUUAAACGAAGGGCAGCACAUUUCACUUUGUUAGAUAACCACCUCUACAAACGUGCAACCUCAAUGCCCCUCUUACGCUGCCUUACUCCUUAUGAAGCCGAAUAUGCCGUGAGAGAAGUUCACGAGGGAGUUUGUGGCACGCACAUCGGUGGCAGAACCUUAGCCCGGAAGCUCAUAAGGCAUGGUUAUUACUGGCCCACUAUGGUUGAGGACGCACAGAAUUAUGUCAAAAAGUACCCGACCUGCCAGUUCAAUGCUGAUGAUAUUCACAUGCCAGGGGAAAUGCUGUCAUCUCUUACGUCUCCCUGGCCCUUUGCUCAAUGGGGUGUCGACCUGCUCGGCCCCUUCAUCAAAGGCAAAGGAGGCUGCACUUUCCUGGUCGUCGCAGUAGAUUACUUCACUAAGUGGAUAGAAGCUAAACCAUUAUCCACCGCAACAGAAAGAAAAAUAGAAGAAUUCUUGUUCAACUCAAUAUUGUGCAGGUUAGGCAUACCUAAGCGGUUUAUCGCCGACAAUGGGCCGCAGUUCCGAGCAGCGGCGUUGAGAUCGUUUUGCAACGAUUAUGGCAUUGAGCUCGCCUUGACAUCUGUGUACACUCCACAGUCCAAUGGGCAAGCCGAGUCCGCCAAUAAAAUCGUCUUGCGAGGCCUCAAGGCACGAGUGUUGGCUACACAUUCUAAUUGGGUUGACGAGCUCAAUAAAGUGCUUUGGUCUUGUCGUACCACACCCAGCUCGGCCACAGGCGAAACCCCUUUCAGCCUGGCCUAUGGAGCUGAGGCCGUCAUCCCAGUGGAAGUGGGAUUGCCAUCCGAUAGAUCAGAUCGCCAUGACGAUCAGAGUAAUGAACAGCUCUUAAGGGAGAACCUGGACUUUGUGGAAGAAAUCAGGGAGAUAUCACGAAUAAGAAACAUGGCACAUCAAAAUCGCGUUGCAAAAUUUUACAAUAAAAGGGUUCGAGCUCGCCAGUUUCAAGUUGGUGACCUGGUUCUGCGCAAAGCUGGAUUGACAAACACUUACUCGCACUUGGGCAAGCUCGCUCCUAAUUGGGAAGGCCCCUAUGUGGUUGUUCAAAUUAAGCGACCUGGGUCUUACGUGUUAGCAAAUAUACAAGGACGUCAGUUACCUUAUAUUUGGAACAUACAUAAUCUUAGAAAGUUUUACAGUUAGCAUAUAUGUCAUUAGUGUUCAAGUCGUUACUGAUCAGUUGUAAACAACGAUAUACCAAAAAAACAACGCAAAUUCGAAGAAAAGUUCAUUUUGUAUUUCAUCAAAGACAUUUACAUUGAAGGUACAUGCUAUGAAUUCAUUGAUCAAAUACAAAAUGCAAAAG
This is a messenger RNA of Rubroshorea leprosula, 5835 nucleotides long. Lineage: Eukaryota; Viridiplantae; Streptophyta; Magnoliopsida; Malvales; Dipterocarpaceae. The record is from the annotation of a GenBank genome assembly.